Messenger RNA from Triticum dicoccoides, 608 nucleotides. RefSeq lists its product as uncharacterized. The record is from RefSeq and is a predicted model, not a curated record. The transcript has 2 exons. Lineage: Eukaryota; Viridiplantae; Streptophyta; Magnoliopsida; Poales; Poaceae. Bases 2 to 532 code for a protein of 176 amino acids.
CAUGCCUUCCAAGCUCCUCCAGCUCAGGAGGUUGGACAUCGAACUCCGACGACCAGCAUUGCCAGCCUUUUGCCCAAGCUAUGAUGUCUUCUCUUUUGUUUCUUUUCUUGACGCUUCUCCUGUCUUGGAGUCCUUCAUCCUGCGUAUAGAGUAUGGUGCCCUUAAGCUCGAUCUCGAUGUGGUAGAUGACAAUGACAAGUAUUUGAGGCGGAAGUUGGAGCGCCAACAUGACCGCCUCCGGCAGGUGGACAUUGCGGGAUUCUGUGCAUCCAAGAGCCUGGUCAAGCUCACGACCUUCAUCCUCGAGAACGCUCCUUCACUCGAGCGCCUGACUUUGGACCCGAUCUAUAACUAUGAUGGGAGUUUGGGCACCACUAGCAAAUGCCCCACUUCAACAAGGAUUUGCCAAUUCUCGUCAGCGAGAAAGACAAUCCUCGUAGGUGCCCGUAGAGCCGUGGAGGUUGCGAGUAGGUACAUCGCGGGGAGAGUUCCAUCAUUUGUUCAGUUCAAGGUCCUAGAUCCCGGCAAUUGAUGCCAUAUCGUCGACCGAGAGAUAUUACGUACCAAUGUGGUUGGUUUUCAUGUUUGAGAAGAGAACUCCAGCUGUU